GCACCGUCGGCGGCCGCCGCCUCUGCCGCUCGCCGACCGGCCGCGCCCAACGGCCGCCGAAGCUUCUGGAAGCCGCACGCCGGGGGGAAGCCCCCGCCGCGGGCGCCACGAGCAGACGCCGACGCGAGGCCGCCGCGGCCGUGGCGGCCCGGGGGGCGGGGCCGGCGCGGGGGCGGGGCCGGCGCGGGGAGGCCGCGUCCGAUUCGCCCCCGGCGCGCAGGCCCCGCCUCGCCGGCGCCAUGGCUCCGCCUCCGCCCUCCCCCUCCAUGGCGCCUCCCGGGCUCAUUCAUUCGGCGCCGGGCCUUGUGGACACCUGCGCGCUCCUCCCGCCGCCGCCCGCCGCCGCCGCCAGCAUGUCGGCCCCCGCCGCCGAGACGCCGUCCGCCAUCCAGAUCUGCCGGAUCAUGAGGCCUGAUGACGCCAACGUGGCCGGCAACGUCCACGGAGGGACCAUCCUGAAGAUGAUUGAGGAGGCAGGCGCCAUCAUGAGCACCCGACACUGUAACAGCCAGAGUGGGGAGCGCUGCGUGGCUGCCCUGGCCCGGGUGGAGCGCACCGACUUCCUGUCGCCCAUGUGCAUUGGCGAGGUGGCCCACGUCAGCGCGGAGAUCACGUACACCUCCAAGCACUCGGUGGAAGUGCAGGUCAACGUGAUGUCUGAGAACAUCCUCACAGGUACCAAGAAGCUGACCAACAAGGCCACCUUGUGGUACGUGCCCCUGUCGCUCAAGAAUGUGGACAAGGUGCUGGAGGUGCCUCCUGUGGUGUAUUCCCGGCAGGAACAGGAGGAGGAGGGCCGAAAGCGCUACGAGGCGCAGAAACUGGAGCGCAUGGAGACCAAGUGGAGAAACGGGGACAUCACGCAGCCCGUGCUCAACCCAGAGCCCAACACGGUGAGCUACAGCCAGUCUAGCCUGAUCCACCUGGUGGGGCCGUCAGACUGCACGCUGCAUGGCUUUGUGCAUGGAGGUGUCACCAUGAAGCUCAUGGAUGAGGUAGCUGGCAUUGUGGCCGCACGCCACUGCAAGACCAACAUCGUCACCGCUUCCGUUGACGCCAUUAAUUUCCAUGACAAGAUCAGGAAAGGCUGUGUGAUCACCAUCUCUGGCCGCAUGACCUUCACCAGCAAUAAGUCCAUGGAAAUCGAGGUCUUGGUGGACGCCGACCCCGUGGUGGACAGCACACAGAAGCGCUACCGGGCCGCCAGUGCCUUCUUCACCUACGUGUCCCUGAGCCAGGAGGGCAAGUCGCUGCCCGUGCCACAGCUCGUGCCUGAGACCGAGGACGAGAAGAGGCGCUUCGAGGAAGGCAAAGGGCGGUACCUGCAGGUGAAGGCCAAGCGUCAGGGUCAAGCGGAGCCACAGGCCUAGGCCCCUCCCAGCCCAGGCCAUGAACCACUGUCAUCACGGCCCGGCCUCCACUCAGAAGCAACCCCCUUGGCCAGACCCCAACUCGCGUUGAGAGCUGGUGUUGUGUGUAUUCGUCUUGCAGUGUUAACCCACCCUCUCCUGAAAUCCUACACACCAAAGCUUUAUUUAUGCCAUCCCGGUGCGAGUGCAAUCAGUGUUGCCCCAGACCCCGGGACCUGGGUAGUGCCCCCGCCCGCACGAGGUGGGACGGGCCUGGCGUACAAAUAAAGCUGC
Messenger RNA from Ochotona curzoniae (black-lipped pika), 1643 nucleotides. RefSeq names its product acyl-CoA thioesterase 7 (gene ACOT7). Gene Ontology annotation, cellular component: cytosol; extracellular exosome; nucleoplasm. Gene Ontology annotation, biological process: acyl-CoA metabolic process; palmitic acid biosynthetic process. Gene Ontology annotation, molecular function: long-chain fatty acyl-CoA binding. Lineage: Eukaryota; Metazoa; Chordata; Mammalia; Lagomorpha; Ochotonidae. The record is from RefSeq and is a predicted model, not a curated record. The transcript is spliced from 9 exons. Bases 240 to 1370 code for a protein of 376 amino acids.